AUGGCGCUGACAUGGGGGCCAGCCCUCCCACUGCCAUCACAUGUCAGUCUUCUACUAUUAUUUGGUCUCCUUGUUUGGGGGCUUUGGGUGCUGUUUUUUGGGAAACAGAGCAGGGAGCAGGUGGCAGCAAAGACAGACUCGGAGACUUCAAAGCAACAUAGAUUGAAAAAGAUCCCGAAAUUCACAGGUCAGAAAGAUCCUAUGUUUUAUUUUCAGCUGAAGGCUAAUGACAGACCAACUUGGGAAGAAAAUCUCAGGAUGGGCUGCAUUAAAACUAACCUCACAUGCUUUUCAGGACUCCCUGAAGUAUGGACCCAGGAAUGUAUACUCUGUCUUGAACAGAUAUUCCAACAUCUGGAAAAUGCAAGAUCAGCUCUUAUGGAAUCAUGUUUGCCUGAAUCACAGUGUAUGAUUUCUUCCUCCACCUCCUCUGGUUGUGUGGCUCAGGAGCCUAUUCUACCCUUUUGUGACUGUAAGACAGCAAAAUAUUCUACUACCCACAGCACCUCCUCUGGAUCAUCAUGCAACAACUCCAGUUUGUCUCACUUUUCUGUGUCUUCUGAAGGAACAACCGGGAAAUUCCGGAGCCAUAGUUUAUCUAUUUUUUCUAAAAAGCAACCAUCUGUGUUCAAGAACCAAGGCACAUCCCUGCCUCCUCCUCAUCUCUCGGAGCUUGGGAAAUCAAAACUCUUUCAGAAUUUGGCAACUCUUUCAGUCUUAAUACCUCAAACCUCUCUCACCAACUCUACUAUCUGCAAACAACUGAAAACAGAGGAUGGGAGAAGGAGCGAGAAUCAUUUGACAUCAGAUCAUCGGCCAAAUUCUAUUUUCAAGGAGAGACGACAAUUCAAAAACCGGGAUCCAAUCCGGAUCUCUUCUUUGACUAGGUGGAAGUUAGAGAGACAUAUGGCUUGGAAGGUUUGUACUUUGCAGAAACAAACAGUACCUCUGCCUGUGAAGGAAUCAUGGGCAAUGUUGAAUUACUUAACCGAGGUACAAGAAAGCAUCCCCGAACCAGAAAAACCCCAAAUCCAGUUAUCUAUGCCCAUUUGUCAAAGCACUGAGCAAAAUAUCAACAAUGAAUCCCCAGAUCUUCCAUCAUUUCAGCGCCGUGUGAACAUUGGAGUGGAAUCUGGAUUAAAUCGAACAGAAACAAAAAUUUCACAAUCACUUACCCCAGGUAAGCAGUCACAACCUGAGGGUGGCCCCCAAAUCCUUGGAUCCAAGUUGUUAGUUACAUCUAUGAACACUCCACCUCCAAAAAGUUUAGGAGUUGACAUAAUUGAAAAAGAAACCACUUUACUGCAGAAGGACACAAAAUAUACACUAGAGCUUAAUGUAAAGCAGAAGGUGAUAGGUCUUCCAGAAAGAACCAUACAGAAGCAUGAGACCCAAGUGACUAGUGUGGAGUUGACUCAAAGGCUACCAUAUCAAGUCACAGAUAGCAUAAAGGUAACCCCACUGGCAUUACUUCAAGCCAUGGAUUCAAUGGGGUUGAUCCCGGAAUCACAUUCAGAAGUGAUAGAAUCUGUGGGUUUGUUUCCACGACCAAAUGAAGUUGUUAAACCAUUGGAAAAACAGAGUGCAAGCUCAAAACCAGCAUAUCAAGUCACUGAAUCAGUAGAGGUCACCCCAAGGCCUCAGCACCAAGUUACAGAAUCAAAGAAGAUGACCUCAAGACCACUGAAUCAAGUCACAGAUAAUGCAAAGAUAACUCCUGUAGCACUGAUUCAAGUCAUGGAUUUUAUGGGAAUGAUUAAAAAAUCACACCCACACAUCACAAUGGGAAUGACCCCAACAUCAGAAUAUCAAGAUAAGGAGUCAGUGAAAAUGAACACAUUGUUGGACCAUCAAGUCAUACAACCAGAAAAGAUGAGUCCAAGGCCACAGCAUACAGUCAUGGAAACUGUGGAAAUAACUCCAGGACCACAGCAUAAAGUUAUUAAAUCAGUGGGCAUAACUUCAAAGCCACAAAAUCAAGUCACAGAACCAGUAAAAAUUAUUCUAGGACCAACAUGUCAAAACACAAAAUCACUGAACAUGAUGCCCAGGCCAUUGCAUCAAGUCAUGGAUAUCAUGAAAGUAACACCAGAGGCACUACUAGAAGCUAUGAAUUUCAUGGGAAUAAUUCCCCCUACACAGCCAGAUGGUAUAGAAUCUGGGAAUUUGACCUCCAGUUCACAGUUGCAAGGUAUGGAAUGUGUUCAUUUGAGCCUACCACCAGAGUUGACAGGUACAAAAACUAUGGAGUUGACCCCAGGACCACAACAGGAAGAUAUGAAAUCUGUGGAGUGCACCCUAAAUCCAUUGUUAGAAGCUAUACAAUCUGAGAUAGCUGAAGUACUAUUGCUUAAAGAUGUGAAAACUCCUCAAGUGGUAGAAUGUAGGAGGUUGAUUCCUGAGACGCAUGUAGAAAGUAUGAAAUAUGAGGAGCUGAUCCCAAGGGUACACAUUCUAGCAGCAAAAUCUGUAGAGUUAGUACGCAAGCCAAAUCAUGAAGCCAUAGAAUCUGAAGAAUUGACCUCAUGGCAUCAAGCUUCUGAAUCUUUAGGGAUGAUUUCAGAGCCAGGAUAUCAAGAAACAGAACCAAAGUUGACCUCUGACACUUGUCUUCACAAGAAAGAAUCUGUGGAGUUUCCACAAUCAUCUUUAGGAAAUACCCCAGGGCCAUUGAGACAUGCUUCAAAAUCUAGGCAGAUGAACUCAAUAUCAUUCCAAGGUACUCUUGAGGCAAAGCUCCAAAGUGUAAAAGCCAUGGGGGAGACUCCACUGUCACAAGAUACAAUACGAGAAUCUCAGAAGGUGGUACCAAGAUCAGAGGUACAAGCUAUGAAAUCAGAGGUGUUAAUCCCAGACUUCCAACUGAAUCUAGGAGCAUGUUCAGAAGUUAUAAACUAUGAGGAGUUGACCUCAGAACCACAAUUUCAAAGUGUAAAACCUGUGCCAUUGAUCUCAGAACCACAGCACCAAAGUAUAAAACUUGAGUCAGUCCCAUUUGUGGUAGGAGCUAAAGAGUGUAUUACAGGACCAAAACCACAUGUAAUGGAGUUGGCUCCAGAGACACAGCCCAAGGACGCAAAGUCCAGACAGUUGGAUCCAGAGCCACAAUUACAGGAUGUGAAAUAUGUUAAUUUAAUCCAAGAGUCAACUCCUACCAGAGCAGUAGAAUCUGAGAAGCUGAUAAAAGAGCCAGUGCUACAAAGUAUGAUAUUAGAGGACUUAACUGUAGGGCCACAGUCACAAAGUGUCAGAUUUUCAAAGUUAUAUCCAGGGCCACCUCUCCAAGAAAAAAAAUCUGUAGAUUUAAUCUCAGGGCCCCCACACCAUGUUAUGAAAUCUGAUGAAUUGACUCCAGCUUCUCCUGUGCAAGAAAUCAAACUGUCAGGAUUUACAUUACAGCCAAAGCCUCUAAGUGUUACACAUGUACAGUCAACUCCUGAACCACAACCUCAGGGUAUCAAAUUUGUGGAACUAAACUCAGGACUGUGCUCAAAAGAUGUUAAAUUUUCUGAUUUGGACCCAGAAUCAAAGCAUAAAUGUUUCAAACAUGUGCAGUUUAUACCAGAAACACAGAUUCAGGAUAAAAAGCUGGUAGGGGUUGUAGCAGAGUCAUCUUUGAAGUUAAGUCAAGGGCUCCCAGUUGAAAAUAUGAAAUCUGUUUUGUCUAUUGAAGGAUCACAAUUUCACAGCAUGAAAUCUGUAAAACUGACCUCAGAAAUACAAUUUCAAGGUGUUAAAUCUGAGGAACUGAAACUAGGACCAAGGCAGCAAGUUGUCGAAUUUUCUGAAUUGACUUCAGGGCCAAAGCUUCAAGGUGUCACAUUUGGGGAGCAAACCCCAGGACCACUGUUUCAUCAUGUGAAUUCUGUGGAGAUGACUCCAGAGUUAGCGCCUCAAGAUUCUAAAUUAGCAAAGAUGUCUCCAGGGCUUCAAGUUAGGAAACAGGUUGGGCUUAACCCAGGGCCAUGGCUACAAGAUGUUGAAUUUUGUGAUCUGACAUCAGGAACUCAAUCUCAAGGUGUGAAAUCUUCAGAGUUAAAAUCAGGGCCACAAAAACAAUAUAUGAAAAAUUUUGAGUUGACCCCAGAGCCAAAGAAGCAAGGAGGAAGACCUAUGGAGUUGACCCCAGGACCUGAAGAACAAGGGGUUAAGCCUGAGAUGUCAGUACCAGGGCCACUGUUUCAAGGUGUAAAAUGUGUAGAGGUGGGUCAGCUGUUAAGCACUAACAGUGACAUUUCACAUAAAUUAGUGUUAGAGCCACAGAUUGCAGAUGUGAAGUCUAUGGAGAUGACUCCUGAGCAACAGUUGCCAAGUGUAAACUUUUCUGAGUUGACCAGAAGACCACAGUUACAAGGUAUGAAAUCUUCUGAAUUGAUCCAAGGACCACAGUUAAAAGAUGUAAAACCUGUGGCGUGGACCCCAAUCUCAAAGUUUCAAGGUUUAAAAUCUGAGACACUAAUCCCAGAGCCACAGUUAGAAGAUAGGAAACCUGUGGAUUUAACCCUACGGUCACAUUUGGGAGGUUUGAAACCUGAAGAAUUGACUUUAGAGCCACAAAUGCAAGACAUGAAAUUUGUGGAGAUUACCCCAUGUUUCAAACGUAAAAGUUUAAACUCAUCAGAGGAGACUCUAGAUCCACUGCAAUGUGUAAAAUCUGUGAAGUUGACCCCAAGGCCAAAAAAGCGGGUAGUAAAACCCACAAAUGUAACCAGAAUGCAAAAGUUUCAAGGAGUAAAAUCUGUGGAUUCAGCUCCAAGGCAACAGUUUCAAGGGACGACACUUUUGAAUUUAACCCCUAAAGAGUUAAAACUUGAACCACAGUUGCAAAGCACAAAAUCUCCCAAGUUGACCCCAGGGUCACAGUUACACCAAGAGAAACCCUUGGUGUCAACUUUAGAACCACAGCUUCAAGGGGUGAAACCUGUUCUAAAACAAGAGCCACCACUUGGAAGUAUGAGACAUAUUCAGUGGAUACCAGAACAUGAGUUCCAAGGUGUGAAAUCUAGAGGGUUAAAUCUUAGGUCACAAUCUCAAGGUGUCAAAUCAGCAAAGUUGAAAUCUUUGAGACAGUCAAGAGAUGUGAAGUCAUCUAAAUUGACUCGAGGACCAAAAACUCAAGGUGCAACAUAUAUGGAGUUCAACUGUGGGCCACAGAUGCAGAGUGUGAAAACCCCUGAGUCACCCCCAGGACAACUGCAAAAAGGGACAUUUUUGGCCUCCACAUCAGAGCUACAGCUUCAAGGCAUAAAAGGUGUGGAGUUAAACCAACAGCCACAACUUGGAAGUACGAAAUCUGUUCAGUGGAUACCGGCAUUAGAGUUUCAAUGUAUGAAAUCUCUGCUAAAUCUUCGGUUACAAUCUCAAUGUGUCAAACCAGCAGAGUUGAAACCUUUGAUAAAGUUAAGAGAUGCAACAUCACCUAAGUUGACUCCAAAGCCAGAGCUCCAAAAUAUACAAUCUUCGGCGUCAUUCCAGGAACAUCAGCCUGAAGGUUUUGAUUUGAAACCUCAUCUGCAGUUUAGAAGUAUGAAAUCAUGUGACCUUACUGUGAGGUCAAAGCCCUGUGAUAUAAAAUCUAUGAUGUUCAAAUCUAGGUUUCACUUGCAUGAUGGGAAAUCUCCUAAAUUGAGCUCAGGACUACGGCUUCAAGAAGUGAAACCCUUACAGUCAUCCCUAGGAACACAGCUUCAAGGGGUAAAGUCUCCAGUGCUUACACAAGAACCACAGCUUCCAGGUGUAAAAUCUGGGGUAUUAAGUCAAUUUCAGAGUGAUAAAACUGUGCAGUCGAGUUCCCCACUAUGCUUCAAAAGUAUGAACUCAUCCAAGUUGGCUCUUCAGAAAAAGCUUCAAGGUGUGAAAUCUGAGGAUUUCAACUUUGGGUCACAAUGGCAAGGUCUAAAAUCUUCUAAAUUGCCUCCUGGUGUAAAGUCCCAAGAUAUGAAGUUUACUGAGUUAAAUCCCAGCUCACAGUUGCAAGGUGCAACAUUUUCUACAUCCAAUAUAGAAACAAAGAUUCGAAGUUUCAAACGUAAAUAUUUCAACCCUGAAUCAUUGUUACAAGUUAUGAAAUCUUCUCAAGGGAUUUCAAAGACAAAGCUUCAGGAUAUAAAAGACAAAAAAUUCAAAGAAUUCAAGUCAGGUCCACAGUUGCAAGAUAUAGAAUCUUCUAGGAUGGUCAUGGGUAUAGAGCUUCAAGGUGUAAAAUCUAUGAAUUUCGGGUCUGGAUCACACUUGCAGGGUAUGAAAUCUUUUGAAGUGAUCUCAAAGGAAAAGCUUCAAGGUGUGAAAUCUGUAGAUUUAAAACCUAGUCAUAAGUUACAAGCCGAGAAAUCAGAUUUGACCCUGGAGAGCAAAUUUCCAGGUGCAAAAUCUGUAGAGAUGGAUUCAGGUCCAAAAUUACAAGACAUAAAAUAUUCUGACUUGAUCAUGGGUAUAAAGCUUCAAGAUUUAAAAUCUAUGAGGUUCAACUGUAGAUCACAUUUUAAAGGUAUGAAAUCUUAUGAGGUGAUCCCAGGGACAAAAGUUCAAGAAGAGAAAUUGUUUUUCAACUCUGAGCCACAGACACAAAGUAAAAAAUCUCAGUCAAUUCAAGCAACAAAGCUUCAAGCUGUGAACUCCUUAAGGUCCAACCUUGAUCCAAAAUUACAAGGUAGAAAAUCUGAUUUAACCCAGAGGAGGAAGCUUCAAGAUGGGAAAUCUGUUGAGUUAAAACCUGUUCCACAUUUACAAGUUGUGACAUCUGAGUUAACACCAGAGACAAAGCUUCAAAGUAAAGAAUCUGUGUUCAUCACCAGGCCAAUGUGUCAAGAUAUGAAAUCUUUUGAACCAACUCUAGGUACAAAGAAACAGGAUGCUAAAUCUUUGGGGUUUAACUCAGCCCCACAAGAUAGGAAGUUGUCUAUGUUGACACAAGGCACACACCUACCAGGUGUGAAAUCUGCGGAAUUCAAUUUGCAAGGUGUGGAAUCUUCUGAGUUGAUAAAUCUUCAAAUAAUGACCCCUACAGAGAUCAACAAUGGCCCCAAAUUUCAGGUUGCAAAACCCUCUGAUUUGGCUUUGGAAUCAAACGUUCACAGUGUAAUAACUUCUGAGAUCAAUUCUGGAAAUCAGUGGCAAGGGGUAAAAUCUGACUUGACCAAGAUGAAGCUUCCAGAUGAGCCAUUUCUCGAAUUCAAGCAUGAACCUAAAUUGCAAGAUGAGAAAUCCUCUGAACUGAAUCCAGGGCCACAGCUUCAAUGUAUAACUUUUAUGGCAUUCAACACUGGGCCAGUGUUGCAAGGUCUGGAAUCUUCUGAGUUGAACCCCAGGCCAGAGCUUCAAGGUACAGAAACUAAGGUGUUCUGCCUUGAGCCACAUUUGCAAGGUAUGAAUUCUUCCUCAUUAAUUUCAGAACCAAAACUUCAGUGUAUAAAUUCUACUGGCUGCAACCCUGGACCACAUUUGCAAGGUGUGAACUCUUCUGAAUUUUUACUUUCAAAACUUCAAGGUAUGAAAUCUUCUGAGUUGAAUCCAGGGACAGAGAUUCAAAGUGAGACAUCGAUGGUGUUCAACCCUGGACCACAUUGGCAAGGUGUGAAAUCUAAACUGAUUCCAGACUCAAAGUUUCUAGGUGCAGCAUCUAUGGAAGGCAGCCCUGGGCCACAGGUGCAGUGUGAAAGUUCUUGUGAGUUGAAUCCUGGGCCAAACUUACAAUGUGUAAAUUCUACUGGAUGCAACCCCGAGCCACUCUUGGAAGGUGUAAAACCUUUUGAGUUGACUCCAGGGACAAAAUUUCAGGGUAUAAUGACAACAGAGUUCAAUUCUGGCUCCAAGCUGCAAGGUAUGAAUUCUUCUGAAUUGAAUUCAGGAGUGAAAUCUGCGGAGUUAAAUCCAGGAUCAAAUACUGAGUUGAAAUCUGCAGAAUUAACCUCACAGCUAACAUCUUCAUUUGAUGAUCCUACAAUGUUGACUCAUGAACAAGAACUUCAGGCUGUGAAAUCUAUAGGGAUAAAAAUAAGGCCUCCUCAAGUUAUGGAUUCUGAGGAUUUGAAUCUAAGACAGGUAAAUCAGGAUAGGGAAUCUGAGGAGUUAACAUUAGGAGAAGAGUUACAGAUAGGGAAUUAUUUCUCUAGGUUUCUAUGUAACUCUUCAAACUCAGUCAUCUCAAGCACUGUCAAAACAACAUCUGAAUUAGGAGGCCUUUGGGAUUCUGAGAUGACCAAAGUAUCAAGAGCCUUGGAUCUAGAAAGCCCUUGGACAGGUAUUUUGCAGCCUGAAGAGAGUUUUGCUUCAACCUUUCCCUUGUCCUUUCAUAAUCAACCCUCUGACAAGACAGCUCACACUGUAGAAACCCCCCAUGCUGAGAUCCCAGGAGUGAAUGUCAUAUCUAAGGAGAGGAUUCAAAAGGGGCAGGUGGCAGAGUUAGAGAAUUCACUCCAGGGCCUCUUCCAACAUCCACCAAAAAGCUGGAGAUCACUACCCAGGACCUUCCAGACAGGAUCAGGGGCUCGAAGAAACCUUACCUGGUCUGUCCUGGGAAGACAACAGAAUAUCUGGGAGAGUCACUCCUGGAAGCAGAAACUACCUAGAAAAUAUCUCUCCAAUAUGCUAAUGCUGGGGAAUGUCUUAGGGACCACUAUGGAAAGAAAGUUUUGUUCUCAAAUACCUUUAACAGAAAGAGUCACUACAGAUGCCCAACCUAUUCAGAAUUUAUUUGGGGUUCCAGCUGAAUUGACGGAAUUUUCCCAGAGUCUGCUAGAGAUGGGUCAAGGUACUGUUUCUCAGGCUUCAGUGGUCAAAAACUACAUUCAGAGACAUACUUCAUGUCAUGGUCAUGAGAAAAGAAUGGCCUUAAGGAUGUGGACACGUGGUUCUAUGCCGUCCAUAAUACAGCAAUACUCUGGAACUAGAGUGAGAAUAAAGAAAACAAAGCUCACUGAUAUAUCCCAGGAAGUCAUCCAGCAGCACAUGCCUAUUUCAUAUACAGGGGACCAGCUCCUUGACCCAGUAAAGUCAGAGUCUCCCUUCAAUAUAUUUUUCACUAUGAAAGAUCCUGUUCCAGUGAAAGAGAGUGAGAACUCACAGACUGAUUCACAGACAAGGAUUUUUGAGUCCCAAUACCCCCUUACGCCAAGUUAUCUUUUCCAGGACAACUCUGUCUUCUCAGAACAACUCCAGUUGCUACAAGAUCUGCAGCUAAAAAUAGCAGCAAAACUGUUAAGAAGUCAAAUACCCCACAAUGUACCUCCACCGCCAGCUUCAGGACUGGUCCUGAAAUACCCUAUCUGCUUACAGUGUGGCCGUUGUUCAGGUUUCAAUUGUUGUCAUAAAUUACAGGACACUUUGGGGCCUUAUCUUAUUAUCUAUCCACAGCUCUGCUUUGUACGCACUCCCGAAGGUCACAGAGAGAUUAGACUGCAUCUUGGCUUUAGAUUGCAGUCUGGGAGAAGAUCCCAAGUCCCAAAGUAUCACAGAAGAGACAGACCCGUUACACCAAGGAGCCUGAUAUCAUCAUCACUAAGGAAAGCUAAAAUCUGUACUCAAGCUUCCAAGAAUCCUACUUCCACAAUAGAUUUCCCAUCUCAGUCUUCCCAUUCUCCUGCUCCUAUACAAGCCCACAUCAGGCAAAAGCAAUGUGGCAGCUCUGACCUUAUAGGAAAGACAGAUACUAGAGAGCCUGGACGCUAUGAAUUCACUGAAGUUUGCUUUUUACCAGAAAGUGACUCUGAAAGCAAUCAAGAUGAACAAUGGGCUGAAAUGAGAAGCCAAAGCACCUGUGAUUCAAGAUAUCCAAUGAAAAGAAUCACCAAGGGAGUUAGAACACAAAACAAAAAGUUCUACACAAAAAGUAGAACCUUAAAACACAGUCUCUCUAGGGAGAUAGCAGCUCAGUUAAAAAUGAAAAGGAAUGGAGCACCUCAGACAACUACUGACUCUUUUAAAAGACCGCCUAAGACAUCCUCCCAACCUAAAUUCAUUCAACUGGUUUUUCAGGGACUAAGGAAGGCAUUCCAAACAGCGCACAGAAUUAUGGCAUUUGUUGGGCAGAAGUCUGAGCACAGAACAAGGGCAGGCCAUUUGUGGUCAAGCAAAAAUUACCAAAGAAAACAAAAAGCCAGAGACUACUGCUUGCUAAGAGAUAUUGAAAAAGAGAGGAUGCCAGUUAUGAAGCUAAAACCAACAGACCCAACCACUGAACAGGACAGCAUGUUGUGGGAAGGAACAGACCAACUCAGAUCAGCUCAACAAUCAAAAACAGACAGCUCUUUCCAACUCAGACUUUUCCCACUGCCCACACGCAGAGUUCCCCAAGGAAGCACCACUCCCAAAGCCACCACAAUCAGACAUCCUUUGGGUACCAUUCAAAAUGGCAGGGGCAGCAGACCUAAGAAAAAUUUCUAUAGAAAAGAAAUCUCUAGCCUGGAGUCCAAGAACUCCAAAACAGGAAUCAGAAGUCGGGUCCAAGGGAGAAUUCUACAUGGCACUGCUAUGAAGAGAACCUCACACAGUCCCCUUAAAGACAAACUCACACAUAAGAAACCAAACCACCACAGCUUCCUUAGGGAAAGAACCCCUUGCAUUUUCUCUGACAGGAGACAUCACAGUCCCUCUCGGAGGAGCCAUAGAAGUCCAUCUGAAAGGAGCCACUACAGUCCCUCUCAGAGAAACCAUUGCAGUUCCUCUCAGAGAAGCCAUCGCAGUCCUGCUCAGAGGAGACAUCGAAGUCGUUCUCAGAGGAGACAUCGAAGUCCAUCUCAGAGGAGACAUUGCAGUCCCUCUCAGAGGAGCCGUCCCAGUCCUUCUCAGAGGAGACAUCGCAGUCCAUCUGAGAGAUGUCGCAGUCCCUCUGAGAGAUGUCGCAGACCCUCUGAGAGAUGCCAUUGUCCCUCUAAGAGGCGAGGAUACAGUCUUUCUGAGAGCAGGCGACCCAGGCUCUGUGAGAGCAGUCAUGGCAGUCCCUUUAAGAGGAGAGGACAUAGUCAUUCUGAGAGGCUCAGACACAGUCACCCUGAGUGGAGUGAACACAGUCCAUCUGAGAAAAACCAUGGAAGUCCCUCUAAGAGAACUCAUCACAGCUCCCCUAAGGAGAGGCCCAGACAUAGUUUGUACAAAGAUCUCAAGACUCACUCAAAUCAUGUCUCCUAG
Molecule: messenger RNA, 11124 nt
Organism: Artibeus jamaicensis (Jamaican fruit-eating bat)
Lineage: Eukaryota; Metazoa; Chordata; Mammalia; Chiroptera; Phyllostomidae
Gene: SPATA31H1
Product: chromosome unknown C2orf16 homolog
Exons: 8
Coding region: 1-11124 (3707 amino acids)
Source: RefSeq, a predicted model, not a curated record